UUCACUUUAUAGUAUAAAAUGGCGCAAGUAUCCAGAAUUUAUGUCAGCAAGUGACUAUGUAAUACCAGGACCUUGUUAAUGCUAGUAAGGUAUAUCGUGGCGACGAGAAAGCCAAGCAUACAAAUAGUCUCGUCCUUCUCCCGAGAGAACGCGCGUCGAUGCCGUCGACCUUGGCGAAAGCGAAAGAGCUGGAAAAUACUAAAAAGGGAUGAAUUGUGACCGCUAUCACACGUGCUGCCAGGAACGUGACACUUGACGCUUUUCGCCGUCGUUACCCACCAUCGGGCUGGCUACAAUGGCUACUUUCACCUAUACCAUCUACUCUCACUACAACCCAGAAGACCGUGAAGCCUUGGAGCGCGAGACAGGGCAAAUACCCUCUUCUUCAGAAGACAAUGCUCACCUCUGGGACAAAGAGGCUGCAAGCGUCUACAAGCGUCAAAUAGCACCCGCUCCUCGUUUCGUUCCUGCGACCUUACAGAGCGAUGAAUGGGGCCAAUGGGGUCGAAACUUUAAUGCGAUGGCGGAGACAGUUGAGGAAGGAAAAGACUCUUCGGUUGCUGAUUGGUAUCGGUCUCUGUCACGAACGUUCACGUCUUCCACGCCUUCACUCCUACCGUCGGCCGUGAGCCCAGCGCCUGCACCACCAGAAAAGCGGGAAAGUAGGAAUAAGAACAAUUGGUUCAUUCAGAAUGCUCUCAGGUCGGAACACUCUUCUUCCUCUUCUUUCACCUCUUCCCUCGCUGACAUGCUGGCUCGAGACCCUCCACCACGCCCCUCUGAAGCAAGAUACAAACCACCAGUUUGGCUGGCUAUAGGACCAUCUAACAAGGGCUUCUCAAUGCUGGAGAAAAGUGGCUGGAACGAAGGAGAGGCUCUCGGAGCCGAUGUGGUCAGGCGUACUGGAAGACCAAGACAUGCUAUCCAGUUUUCCAGAAAAGCCAAGCAACGCCAUGCGGAGCCCAUCACCAAGGAAGAAGUGAUGGAAGUAGAAAUUGGACAUGGAGACGGGGAAGUCAAAGAGGUUCGAAAGGUGGAAGUUGUCGACUUGACUCUGGACUCAGAUGAAGACUCAGAUACGGCCUCUGAUUCUACUACUGCGGAUUCUUUAGUAAAGGAGGAAUCCGGAGACGAAGAAAUACGGCCAUCUGAAGAUUCACCAUCAUCUGCGCCGCCGUCGACCUCUGAACGUAAAGCGCUUCUGACCCCCAUUCCUACUAUCUUGAAAUCCGAUCGCUUGGGCAUAGGGUUGAAGGCUAAGACCGUUGGUCCGUACAAGGAGUCGCAGAAGCGAGUUACGCAUAGUGCCGCCGCCUUGGCUGCACAUACCCAGGCGGGAGAGGCGUUGAGGAAACGGCAGAAGCUAUUUGGUCGGGGACACCGAGGAUUCGCUAGAGAGCGAAAGAAAGAAGAAACAAGCAGGAGAGAUCUGUUGGCGUAUAUGAAUGCAUGACAACACUUUCUUUCAUCUGGUUCAUCUGGCUCAUCUCAUGAACUCCAAUGUACCCAUUCGUAUCUGCGGAAUUCGACCUGUAGGAUAUGAAUUGUAAAAGGGAACUUAUUGUAAAUGCCAUUCUAAAAAUACAGAU
Desarmillaria tabescens is the source of this 1589-nucleotide messenger RNA. RefSeq lists its product as uncharacterized. Gene Ontology annotation, molecular function: nucleic acid binding. Lineage: Eukaryota; Fungi; Basidiomycota; Agaricomycetes; Agaricales; Physalacriaceae. Bases 296 to 1453 code for a protein of 385 amino acids. The record is from RefSeq and is a predicted model, not a curated record. The transcript has a single exon.